Molecule: messenger RNA, 666 nt
Organism: Tachyglossus aculeatus (Australian echidna)
Lineage: Eukaryota; Metazoa; Chordata; Mammalia; Monotremata; Tachyglossidae
Product: vomeronasal type-1 receptor 3-like
Exons: 5
Coding region: 1-666 (221 amino acids)
Biological process (GO): G protein-coupled receptor signaling pathway
Cellular component (GO): membrane
Molecular function (GO): pheromone receptor activity
Source: RefSeq, a predicted model, not a curated record
AUGACCUCCCUGCCACCUCCCCACCUAGUGACUUCGGAGAGGAGGCCCUCAAAGCCAUCCUUAUUGGAUGUUCCUCUGAAUGCCCCGACUGGCGUCGGUGUGCUGGGAAACACCAUGCUGCUUACGGUGUAUGUCAACAUCUUCAUUUCUCAGCCACAUCAGAAAAAGCCCACAGACCUGAUCCUUCUCCACUUUACAGUAGCCAACACAGUGAUACUUCUCACUCGAGGUGUUUCAGAGGCAAUAGUGGCCUUCGGGAUGAACAGUAUUCCAGAUGAUGUUGGGUGCCAGGCCAUCACCAUCAGCCCCAGCACCUCCCCAUUGGCCAAGUUCAAAUUCAGAGCCCCCAGCUACAUUCUCCUUUCCCUCGUCUUCUCCUGGAUCUUCAACCUGUUGAUCUACAUAGAAGUAGCUGCAUUCACUCGAGCCACCAAAAACGUCACCAUCAUGAAAUCUCUUCUUCGUGUUCCUUAUGAGCUGGGCCAGUGGCUACAUGGUGGCUGUGUUAUUCUGACACAGCACAUCCACAGCAGCAGCCUCUCCCCCAAAUCAUCACUAGAGAUCAAUGUCAUCCAAACCAUCCUGCUCCUGAAUGCCUCCGUGGGAUCCCGCACCAGUUCUCCUCCACACCAACAAGGCUGUCAAUAUCCAAGGGACCACAUCUAA